UGAGAGCUGAACGCAAAAAAAAAUGACGUUUAGCCGGAGUGCGCACCGGCGCAGCGCUGCGCUCCUCUUAUCUCCAGGAACAGGACGCAGCGCUCGCCCACUGCGGACUUUUGCCCUCCGACUUUGAUACUAGGUGAAGAUAAGCCAAGCGGCAUCAGAGCAGCUCGGACAUGUUUUCGCCGAAGUCGCCUAAAAGUCUGUCCAAGUAUGUCUCUAAUGGUGCCGGAGAGCAGAUUUGUAUGGUGGAGUGUCUCUGUAAGCCGGAAUGCACCUGCGGCGUCCAAUGCGCCAGCGGCAGCAGGAGACAAUGUGCGCCUGACUUCAAGGAGAAUGGCCCUGACAUUGAGAAACAAGGCCUUGACAACUUGGCCUAUGAGUACGGAAGCCAGAGUGAGCUCUACCCUCCACCCCAAACUGCCUCCAGAGCAACCUUCAAACUCCUGGGACUCACCUCGGAGCACCAGGUCAAAAAUACCAAGAGCAGAAUCUCCAGCCUGAGCGGAGUACUUGCCGUCCACUUGUCUUUACCCAGCAGGUUGGCCAAGGUGGACUAUGUAACCUCAGUUAUCACAACCAAAGAGAUUGCCCUGGAGCUCCAGACCAUGGGAUACAAUGUGGAGUCAGCGGUGCAGAUCAAGGUGGAUGGUAUGCACUGCCAGUCCUGUGUACAAUCCAUCGAGGAACAGAUCAGUCCUUUACCAGGGGUUUCACAUAUUCAGGUGUCUCUUAAAGACAGUGCAGCGCUGAUUAUAUUUCAUCCGCUGCUAGUUACACAACAGGAGCUGAGAGACAAGAUUGAGGAUAUGGGGUUUGAUGCCACUUUAUUGGCCGAUGAUCCAUCCGGAGAAGAAAUAAGCCACUGGGAGAGGGAUAUACUGAAUUCAUCAAUCCGGACCGUAACCGUUUGGAUUGUUGGGAUGACUUGCAACUCUUGCGUGCAGUCCAUAGAAGGGAGGAUCUCUCAGAUGACAGGGGUGCAGUCCAUAGUAGUGUCACUGAAGGAGGAGAAGGGAACGAUAACCUUUGACCUCAGUCUCACGGAGCCGGAACAGCUCAGGGCAGCUAUCGAAGACAUGGGCUUCGAAGCAUCACUUCAAGAGCCUGGAUCUCCAAAGAGCAUCGAGAGUCAUGAAAAGUCCGGGCCUGUCAGCUCUGGACCCUCUGACGCCUCUGCCUCGCAGUCACCCAGUAAGGUGGGAGUGAGCAAUGGCACUGGAUCACAGGCGGCGUCUGCAAGCUAUCAUCCCAACUCACCUGAGAUUAAAGUACAGAAAUGCUUCGUUUGCGUAAUGGGAAUGACCUGUGCCUCAUGUGUGGCCAACAUUGAGAAGAACCUGCUCAAACACAAAGGAAUUAUCUCGGUGUUGGUGUCACUGAUGGCUGGAAAGGCAGAGGUGAAGUAUGAUUCGGAUGUUACGGAUGCUGCAACUGUGACUCAGCUCAUAGAAGACUUAGGGUUUGGCGCCAAACUGAUUGAGGACAACGCGGUAACACAUGGGAAACUUGAUCUCACUAUAACAGGCAUGACGUGUGCAUCAUGUGUCCACAACAUUGAGUCCAAGCUCACCACAACCAAAGGGAUCCUCGGGGCCUCGGUUGCCUUGGCAACCAAAAAAGCACAGAUCCAGUUUGACCCAGAGUUGCUUGGAGCUCGAGAUAUUAUCAAGAUCAUUCAGAGCCUCGGCUUCGACGCCAGUCUGGUGAAGGCGGGCUUCAAAAACAACCUGGAUCACACGGAAGAGAUUCAACAGUGGAAGAACUCGUUUCUGUUUAGCCUUGUCUUCGGCCUGCCUGUCAUGGGCCUCAUGAUCUACAUGAUGGUGAUGGACAGUCAGCAUCAGGAACAUGGAGGCUCUAUGCCAGAGGAGCAGAACGUGCUGCCCGGCCUCUCACUCCUGAAUCUGGCCUUCUUCCUGCUUUGUACACCUGUUCAGAUCUUUGGAGGCCGAUACUUCUACAUCCAGGCGUAUCGCUCGUUGAAACACCGCACGGCCAACAUGGACGUGCUGAUCGUGUUAGCCACCUCGAUAGCCUACAUCUACUCCUGCGUGGUCCUUGUUGUCGCCAUGGCUGAGCAAGCUAGCCAGAGCCCCAUCACAUUCUUCGACACUCCACCUAUGCUCUUUGUGUUCAUCGCUCUGGGACGAUGGCUGGAGCAUAUUGCAAAGAGUAAAACCUCAGAGGCUCUGGCCAAGUUAAUGUCACUUCAAGCCACAGAUGCCACCGUGGUCACUUUAGGACCUGACCACUCCAUCAUCAGCGAGGAGCAGGUGGUGGUGGAGCUGGUCCAGAGGGGCGACAUUGUGAAGGUCGCACCAGGAGGAAAGUUCCCCGUCGACGGGAAAGUGAUUGAGGGAAGCUCCAUGGCCGAUGAGUCCUUGAUCACAGGUGAGCCGAUGCCUGUCAGUAAGAAGGUGGGAAGCCUGGUGAUUGCCGGCUCCAUCAACGCCCACGGUGCUCUUCUGGUGGAGGCCACUCAUGUGGGUGCAGACACGACUCUGUCGCAAAUAGUCAAACUGGUAGAAGAAGCCCAAACCUCUAAGGCUCCCAUCCAGCAGUUUGCAGACAGGCUCAGCGGGUACUUUGUGCCCUUCAUAGUUGUUGUUUCUCUGCUAACGCUGGUAGCAUGGCUGGCCAUCGGGUUUGUCAACUUUGACAUUGUGAAGGACAACUUCCCGGGUUAUAACACCAACAUCUCCAGGGCAGAAGUUAUCGUCCGCUUUGCCUUCCAGGCGUCCAUCACUGUUCUGUCUAUUGCCUGCCCCUGCUCUCUGGGGCUGGCAACCCCGACGGCUGUCAUGGUGGGCACAGGGGUCGGAGCUCAGAACGGGAUCCUCAUCAAAGGAGGCGAGCCGCUGGAGAUGGCACACAAGAUUGGUGUGGUGAUGUUUGAUAAGACCGGUACGAUUACCAACGGCGUGCCGCGGGUGACACGUGUGUUGGUGUUAUGGGAAAUGGCCCGCAUGCCCCUGAGAAAGAUCCUGGCGGUGGUCGGCACAGCGGAGGCAAGCAGCGAGCACCCGCUGGGCAUGGCGGUCGCCAAACACUGCAAAGAGGAGCUGGGCUCUGAUGUGCUGGGCUACUGCCAGGACUUCCAGGCGGUGCCGGGCUGCGGGAUCAGCUGCCGGGUGUCCAACGUGGAACAUCUGCUGCAGCAGCAGAGUGAAGAACGCUUCCUGCUGCCGGGAGCCACCACAGACGAAACCAGCCUGCUCUCUGCCGCCGAGGCCCCGUCCGCAGGGGAGAACUUAUCCUACUCUGUCCUGAUUGGGAAUAGAGAGUGGAUGAGGAGGAACGGCCACCACAUCGGAGCAGAUGUUGAUGCCGCCAUGUCCAGCCAUGAGACGAAAGGACAGACUUCUAUCCUGGUAGCUAUAGAUGGUGUUCUGUGUGCCAUGUUGGCCAUUGCAGACACAGUGAAGGCAGAGUCGGCGUUAGCGGUGCAUACACUCAACAGCAUGGGCAUUGAGGUUGUCAUGAUAACAGGAGAUAACAGACGCACAGCCAAAGCCAUAGCUGCACAGGUGGGGAUCAGAAAAGUGUUUGCAGAGGUGCUGCCCUCACAUAAGGUUGCAAAAGUGCAGGAGCUGCAGGAAAAAGGCCUGCGAGUCACCAUGGUGGGAGACGGGGUCAACGACUCGCCCGCCCUCGCCCGGGCUGACGUCGGCAUCGCCAUCGGCACGGGCACAGAUGUGGCUAUUGAAGCAGCGGACAUCGUCCUCAUCAGAAACGACCUCCUGGAUGUGGUGGCCAGUAUCGAGCUGUCGAAGAAGACGGUGCAGCGGAUAAGGAUCAACUUUGUCUUCGCUCUCAUCUACAACCUUGUAGGAAUACCCAUCGCUGCAGGUGUGUUCAUGCCAGUCGGCCUCAUCCUGCAGCCCUGGAUGGGCUCGGCUGCGAUGGCUGCCUCGUCCGUUUCAGUGGUCCUGUCUUCUUUACUGCUGAGAAUGUUUAAGAAAACCUCAGUGGAGAUGUAUGAGGUGCGUGCGAGAGGCCAAAUGAAGAGCCUCCGGUCGUCGCAGAUCAGCACACAUCUGGGACUUGACGGCAAGCGGCGCAGUCCUGCUCUCCCCACCAGACCUCGAGAACAGCUGAACCAGAGCAACGUGGCACCGCCCGCCUUCUCCAGCCAGGGACCGUCCAUUAAACCUGUCCAGGAGCAGGACCGCUACUCCCUCCUGGACCACCAGACUGCAGAAGAUCUUAAUGUAUAGUGAAGGGAAAAGGGAACAGAGACAUCAGAUUCUGCCUGGUUCUCAUGUUUACGAACUGAGGCUCUUAGUGUAAUAUUUCUAUGUAUUUAUGUAAAUAGACCAGGCUAAUUGUGCCCUGAAAGUUAAAAGUGCUCUUUUAUUUUUACACUCACUGCACAUUCACCUGCUAAGUUAAGUUUGACCAAGAUAUUACUGAAGCAUUUGUUUUAUUUUUCUUUUUUUCAUACCUGGUAACAGGAGACACACACUGCUUUUGUGUCACUUAAAUCUUGAAGAAGAGAAACUUCUGUCCAAAUGCACUUUUACAAUACACACAACAAAGGGAAACUUUGGUAUUUCUCAGCCUGGAACCUACUUUCCCAUCAUUUUGUGUCUAAGGGACUAAUGGAGGCGACAAUUUUUGAAAUUGGUC
This is a messenger RNA of Thunnus maccoyii (southern bluefin tuna), 4626 nucleotides long. RefSeq names its product polycomb protein eed. The transcript is spliced from 21 exons. Gene Ontology annotation, biological process: monoatomic cation transport; copper ion homeostasis; negative regulation of transcription by RNA polymerase II. Gene Ontology annotation, molecular function: copper ion binding; P-type divalent copper transporter activity; ATP binding. Gene Ontology annotation, cellular component: membrane; ESC/E(Z) complex. The record is from RefSeq and is a predicted model, not a curated record. NCBI's taxonomy places the organism in Eukaryota, Metazoa, Chordata, Actinopteri, Scombriformes, Scombridae. The coding region runs from base 171 to 4214 and encodes 1347 amino acids.